AUGCGAGCAUUAGUCUUGGCUCUCCUAACUCAAGCAGGUUUCUGUUUUAUUACGCUACCGAUAAAGUAUGUCGCUCGUGAGCAGAGUAUAGGUGUUUAUGAACCUCAGACUUCCAAAUUUCUCAAAACGAUAAGCUAUGAACGCGAAUUGGUGUUGGAAGCAGAAGUUGGCCCACAGAAGACAAAGACCGAAUUUCUGGUUGAUUUCUGGGGAUACUCAAAUACCUUGACCUCCCUGAAUGAUUGUGGGAAAAGCUCUACAUCUGAUCAUAUGGGUCAAAGUUUCAAUCUUGGAGAUGUGCAAGUCGAGGACGUUCCAUUCACAACCCUCAGUCUUCAAAAUCACUUGAGGUUUGGCCCCAGCGAAGCUCGAAGACAUGAGCCUCUUAUGGUUGAAAAAAUGAACAUUGUCCAGCUUUUAAAAUAUCAGAAGAAGAUUAAUAGAGCAUUGGCAUCGUUCCUAUUUCCCAAAGAUGACUUGUCUGUAGGCGAGUUGGUGCUUGGAGGCAUUGAUCACUCAAAGCACCGUGGGGCUCUCCGUAAGGUCCCAUUUUCUAAACCUGAGGAACAUCUUGGAAGCGACAAUGGCAAUAUGAUAGUGGUCGCUCUUGAUGAAAUUCUCUUAAACGGCAAGCAGUUGGCUAAGGGUGGAUAUGACAUGAUGCUCUCCACCUCACAGAUGAGUCGCUUGCCUCAAAAGUUUGUGAACGCCAUUGCCCGUCACUUUGGCGGAGUCUACGACGAAACUGUGAAUUCUUUCUAUUUUGCAUCCAGUAUUGUUGACACUGACGAGACACUAACCUUUUCAAUAAAUGGAGCGAAUAUAAUUGUUCCCGUGAGAGAAUUGGUCACCCAAAAUGGUCAAGAAAGGUACCUUCUUUCAAUCACACCCGGUGUUAAUGAAAAUGUUGGUAUUUUGGGUAUGGAUGUUUUGAAGCAUGCCUAUCUAGUUAUCGACUAUGAUAAUAGUGAAAUUGGUCUUGCUACUGCUUUCCGGCCAUUACAGGAGCCACAAGAGGGCCAGGAACUAGCUUACUGUGAUCCCUCGACUUCUGAUACUGGGCUAAAUGAUUCUAUGCUGAAGGGAUACUCUUUGGUCAACCACUGUAUUGAAGAGGAUGAAGUGAUAACAGUUUUCACAAAAUCUCGAUUUCUGAAUGUCAGAGACCUCAAAAAGAGGAAAUCUCUGUCAGGAACUCACAGCAGUCCUCACAGCAGUCCUCAUAACAGUCCUCACAACAGCCCUCACAGUAACCCUGACUCGAACCUGGACGACAAUCCAGACAGCAGCCCUAAGAGCAGCCCGCAUGACAAUCCAAACACCAAUCCUAACACCAAUCCUAACACCAAUCCUAACACCAAUCCAAACACCAAUCCAAACACCAGUCCAAAUACCAAUCCGAAUACCAGUUCAAACAACAGGCCGAAGACGACCAGUCUGUCGAAGUCAUCGCUGUUGGCGUCACUGAAUGUUCAGAUUAAUAUUUUUGGCAUCAAUUUGCUAAUUGUUUAUGUUGGAAUUACUUGGGUAUCAUUUAUCUUAUUUUUUGUGUGA
Molecule: messenger RNA, 1554 nt
Organism: Sungouiella intermedia
Lineage: Eukaryota; Fungi; Ascomycota; Pichiomycetes; Serinales; Metschnikowiaceae
Source: the annotation of a GenBank genome assembly